Messenger RNA from Rhineura floridana, 2201 nucleotides. It is a transcript of the gene VAMP5, whose product is annotated as vesicle associated membrane protein 5. Lineage: Eukaryota; Metazoa; Chordata; Lepidosauria; Squamata; Rhineuridae. Bases 174 to 509 code for a protein of 111 amino acids. Gene Ontology annotation, biological process: Golgi to plasma membrane protein transport. The record is from RefSeq and is a predicted model, not a curated record. Gene Ontology annotation, cellular component: plasma membrane. The transcript is spliced from 3 exons.
UGCGGGAAGAAGCGGGGCGGGCGCUCCCCGAUGUGCCCUUGCCUUUCGCAGGAGGGCGGACGGGAAGGCACCGCCCCCUCCUGGGCCGGGGGUGGUCCGCCGGCGGAGGGGGCAGGAAGGCGCCUCACUCCGCGGUGCUACCGGCCUCGGCUCUCCGACGGACAGCGCCGGCCAUGGGGGAAAGCAAUUUGAAGCGAUGCCAGAAGGAGGCAGAGGAUGUGACGGAGAUCAUGUUAGAGAACUACAACAAAGUGCUGGAUCGUGAGGGCAAGCUCAGAGAGCUCGAUGAAAGGGCAGAUGAACUCCGUAACCAGGGUGCUGUCUUCAACAAGACAACAAAAACAUUGGCCCAGAAGAAGCGCUGGGAGAACCGGAAAUGGAAGAUCAUCCUGGGGGGUGUGGCUGCCGGGGUCAUCCUCAUCAUCAUUCUGGCUAUAGUUCUUUACUACACCCUCUCCGGUUCUGGGAACUCGGAUGCUGCAGCAAAGGCCAACGCCGGCGGGGACUGAGUGGCUUAUUGAGACAAGCCCAGAAUCUUCUCCAACCCACAAGGGCACCUCCUAUUUCCUUGCCUCUGUGCAUUCUGGGUGGACUUGAGCAGGACUUGGCAGUUGUGUAGAGCUCCUGUCACAGAUUUCAUUGCAGCAACAGCAACAUGUCUGGAGCAAAACCUGCAGCCACCGUUGUCUAGUACCCAGUGACCAUGCUCCGAUAAUGUGCCUCCAAUAUCUAUGCUCAUUCCUAAAUGGCAAGAUGCUGUAUGGUUUGCAGUCCCAUUCAGCUAUUUGUGAGCUGUGCCACAUGUUAAUCAAGGCUUAUGAAUAGUCUUUGCAUUUCUGCUUUCAAACUUCUAGAUUAGAGUACCUCUGUGGCUCUACAUUGCUCUGACCACUGUCUGCUACUCUGCCUACACCCACGGUGAAGUUGCUAACCACAGGCAUAUUUGCAGGUGUAUAUCUGUGUAUUGGAGGGGCGAGUCCUGCUUUUUCUGCAUCCUGCGAGUUCUACUCGUGAGGUUUUGCCAUAUAGAGGAUCUAGAUGUUGUGCUUCAUAUCAUGAUGUGCAAAAAGAGGCAGUAGCUCCAAGCAGCUGAGUCUGGACAUCUUGAAGGGUGGCAGAGUAGGAAACAAAUCUGAGGCGUGGGGCACAGCCCAGCAAGGCUCCAGUGCAGGCCCCAUUCAUUUCAGUGGGGCUUGCCUAAGAUAACUUCUCCUGGAUUGUCUCAUGUUAAUUUGGGGUGAGAUGUGAAGGGUGCUAUUUGGAUUUUCUGCCUCAGGCACCAACAUGUCUUGAACCAGCUUUGUUUUUUUAAAAUACUUUGCAGCAUUAUCAGUGAGGAUAUUUACAGGGAAAGUAGCUGUUGCUCCUCAAUCGUGCAACAAGCCAUGUUUUCGAAGCUGGAGGGUUUACAGCAAAAGCUAUGUCUGCACAGGUCAAAUUCUCUUCUCCAGGAUGUCACUACCAUUUGCAUGCUUCACACAUGCAGCACAUGCUGUGUUGCAAUAUGUGCUGUACUUCAGGAUUUUGUUAGAUGUGAAAACUGGUGCAGCUUUACUGCUGUGCCAUUUUAGCACUAGCAAAGCUUUAGCUGCUUUUUUGGGUGGGGGCAGGUUUUUUCUUCUUAAAAUGAACAUGGCCUGAUGUUUGGCCAUUUUUGUUAAUAUAUUAUCACUCUUCAUUAUUAUUAUUAUUUGCACAUCGCUGCCUAUUUAGUGAUCUUCUAAGACACAGCUUUCUUUUUACACACCCCUAUUUAGCAGGAUAAUAUAUGUGUGGGGGAUCUGCCUAUGCACAAAUCAAUUCAAUGAAAGCUCCAUAUUGUGGGAGGGAGAGCCCCCAGAUAUUGUAAAGAGGGUGCAACCCACAAAGCAUAAGUUGCCCAGAGUAAUAAGGAACAAAAGUUUAAGGACGUCAGCAAAGAUGCAGUGGCGCGGAAACAGCCAAAAACACACCUAGCCUCAGUACUGUGCUCCAGGGGCUGGACAAUUUCAGCUUGAUGUUGGUCAUUUCCAGUAAUAAUUUGUGAAAAAAUGUCUCAUACUUUAAAUAGGACAGCUGGGAAGAAAGGUGUGUUUGUUAAGUGCACUGCACAUUUAAACUUAAAUUGUGUGCUAUAAAAGUGUAGGCUGGUUUGAGACUGCUCUUUCUGCCCUAAGAGCUCUCUUCUGUGUCAAGAACAGUAAAAGAUAGUUGUUUUCUAA